Messenger RNA from Vanderwaltozyma polyspora DSM 70294, 1890 nucleotides. It is a transcript of the gene PPM2, whose product is annotated as tRNA methyltransferase PPM2. Gene Ontology annotation, molecular function: protein binding; tRNA methyltransferase activity. The record is from RefSeq and is a predicted model, not a curated record. The coding region runs from base 1 to 1890 and encodes 629 amino acids. NCBI's taxonomy places the organism in Eukaryota, Fungi, Ascomycota, Saccharomycetes, Saccharomycetales, Saccharomycetaceae. Gene Ontology annotation, biological process: wybutosine biosynthetic process; tRNA methylation. The transcript has a single exon.
AUGAACAGAGAUCAGGACUCUAGUAAACCAAAUAGACAAUAUUUCAAAUACUUUGUACCAAAGGCUCCUAAAAGGUCACCUUGCAUCAACAGAGGUUAUUGGCUUAGAUUGCAUGCUAUUCGUUCUAGGUUGGAAUGUUUAUUAGAAAAUAGUGACAAAAAAGUGUUAGUUGUGAAUCUAGGUUGUGGGUUUGAUCCACUACCUUUCCAAAUUUUGGAUACUGAAAAUCUGGAUAGCAAAAAGUUUGAAGGUAGAUUCUCGUUCUUAGAUGUUGAUUAUUCUGACCUAAUUGUUAACAAAGUACGUAUGAUACGUGAGCAACCUGAUUUGAUUAAUAUACUGGGUUCUGAAACAGAAUCUAUAGGUAGCACCAAAUCGAAGGAUCAUUUCAAGACAUCAAAAUAUGAAGCUGUGUCAUGUAAUUUAAACGAUUCUGAAAGUUUUGAAAAAUUGAUAAAAGGUUACCAAUCAAAUGAUGAUGAUACUAUAAUGCUAUUUAUUGCAGAAGUUUCCUUAGCAUAUAUGAAGCCUGAAUGUGCAGACAAAAUUAUUUCAAUUUGUUCUUCUCUUUUUAACUCUCAUUUUAUAAUCAUGGAGCAAUUGGUUCCAGAAGGUUUGUAUGAACCAUUUUCAAAGCAAAUGUUACAACAUUUCAAAAAGAAUGAUUCCCCAUUGCAAUCUGUAUUGAAGUACCAUACAAUUCAAUCACAAAUCGACAGAUUUAAAGAAUUAGGAUUUGUUAAUGUCAAUGCAGGUGAUCUGCUACAACUAUGGGAUCAAGUAGAUGUUAAGUUACGUGGUCAAAUAGAAGCAAUUGAGCCAUUCGAUGAACUUGAAGAAUUUCAUUUAUUUUGUCAUCAUUACGUUUUAUGUCAUGCAACUAACGAUAAAGAAUUCAAGUUUGGUGAGAAUUUCAAGUUCUCUAUGAAUUCUGAACUUUCAAAUAUAGAGAAAUCCGAUAAAUUUAAAAUCAUUGAUUUGAAUAACGAUAUCAAAAGGAAAUUUGGUGCAUCUGAAGCUCUCGAAUCUUCCAUCUUAUAUUUUGGUGGUGCUAACCCAACAAGAAUCAACGAAACCAUAGAAAUUGAUACGACUACUAUUACGCAAGAAAAAAUAGAUACUACGGAUACACCAAUUGGAAGAAUGUGCCAUACCUUAAGUAGAAUCUCUGAAUCUGAAAUAAUAUCCAUAGGAGGUAGAAAGGCUCCAGGACAAGGAUUUGAUGAAUGCUGGAAAUUAGAUUUAUCCACCAAGCAAUGGUCAAAAGGUGCCCAGUUGAAUGCUAAAAGAUAUAGACAUAGUGCUUUCAUGGUGGAUGAUGAAAAUGUAUUAAUAUGCGGAGGUGAUACCACAGAUGAUCCAUUUGUUCUGUACAAUACCAAAUCUAACACAUUUCACAAGUGUGAGGUGAAUGGUUAUGAUAUCAAUGAAUCCUUAGUAGCAGCAGCAAUUUCUUAUAACAUCAAAACACAAACUGGUGUAAUUAUAGGUGGUGCCUGUCACAAAUAUAGCAAGGUAUCUGAUGAGGCUAUGGUUUUUAGUUAUUCUGAUGGUUCCAUUACUAUAACGAAUCGUUUCAAAGACGUUGUCUUCCAAAGAUAUGGCGGUAAGAGCCAGUUUAUCGACGACAAUGAAGUAUUAGUCGUUGGAGGUACAAGUCCUAAUAAAUUAUAUGGUCAAAGCGAUACGAUUGUUGCCAUUGACAUCACCACCGGUGAUAUAAGAUCAAUUGAAAUCCCAAGUAACAUUUGGCAAGAAAGUGACUUAUGUUUCGUUGGAUUUGAAUUACAAAAAACUAACAAUGGAAGAAGUAUACUUAUCGUUGGUGGUGGUGCAACCUGUUAUGGAUUUGGUUCAAUCUCUAAUACCAUUUUACGCAUCGAUUAUUAA